GUACCUGGACGCCAAACUGAAAUCCUCUCCGGAACUCGAGGUUGGGGAUUUGAUGAUGCGGUUCGCGGCGGACGUGAUCGGGGUCUGCGCCCUCGGACUCGACUGCCAGGGGAUUGCCGACGAGGAGUCUGAGUUCCGGGCGGCCGGGCGCAGGAUGAAACCCCUCAAGUGGAAGUUCUUCGUCAGGCAGGUGCUGCGUUCUAUCCAUCCAAAGAUCAUCCCGUGGCUCCGGUGGAAAGCGACGGACAGGAAGGCCGAGGAUUUCUUCAUGGGGGUCACGCGGGAGGCCAUCAAACAUCGGGAGGAGAAUCAGGAUAAACGGACGGACUUCAUGCAGCUCUUGAUCAACCUCCAACACGAGGAGCAGAAGACGCUUCAGGAUGGUGCAGAACCUCUUUUUACCGACCACGUCGUUGCUGCACAUGUGAUGAUAUUUUUCUUAGCCGGCUUCGAGACAGUUUCUUCGGCGGUGAGCAGCUGCUUAUACGAGUUGGCAUUGAAUCCCAGCAUCGCCUACAAGCUUCACGCGGAAAUAGAACGAGUCCUGGCUGCUCACGGUGGUAAACUCGAUUACGACUCGCUCAAAGAGAUGCAUUACAUGGGCACUGUCUUAGAAGAAACUCUGCUGAAAUACCCAAAUACAGGAUUUUUGAAAAGAAUAUGCACGAAGGCAUACGAAAUUCCGAACUCAUCUCUCCUCAUCAAAGAAGGCACCAAUGUUCUUAUUCCAACUUAUAGCCUGCACCACGACCCUCAGUACUUUCCAGAGCCAGAAAAAUUUGACCCUGAUCGAUUCAAUGAAGAAAAUAGGUCAAACAUCGUCCAGGGAGCAUAUAUUCCAUUCGGCGAUGGUCCUAGGAAAUGCAUAGCGAUGAGGUUUGCAAUGAUGGAAGCCCGGGCUGCUCUGGCGUCGAUUAUGAGGAAGUACACGGUACACCCAACUUCAAAGACGCAAAUUCCUCUCGUUUUUGCCGACGGCAAAUCUGGAAUACCUCGGCCUGAGAGAGGCAUCCAUCUAAGAUUCCAAGCACGAGGAAGUCAAUGCCAAUGAUUUAGUGGCACACGUUUUUUUUUUUUCAAUGGGUCAGUUGCACUGGUCACAGAAUCGUUUUUUGAUGCUUGAUUCUUGCAAAUUAGCUAACAAUAUUAAGUUGAUCCGAUAGAUGCCAUAUUUUGUGUCAGAACGGCAUGCGAUAUAUCGCAUCAAUUGGUUCCAGUUUUUCAGCCACUCGUCAUUUUUCUCCAAUUUUGAGAUCGCAAUCCUGUUGUCAGGAGACUAGA
Molecule: messenger RNA, 1281 nt
Organism: Bemisia tabaci
Lineage: Eukaryota; Metazoa; Arthropoda; Insecta; Hemiptera; Aleyrodidae
Source: RefSeq, a predicted model, not a curated record